Messenger RNA from Gambusia affinis (western mosquitofish), 4273 nucleotides. It is a transcript of the gene emilin1a, whose product is annotated as elastin microfibril interfacer 1a. The transcript is spliced from 12 exons. NCBI's taxonomy places the organism in Eukaryota, Metazoa, Chordata, Actinopteri, Cyprinodontiformes, Poeciliidae. The coding region runs from base 254 to 3319 and encodes 1021 amino acids. Gene Ontology annotation, molecular function: protein binding. The record is from RefSeq and is a predicted model, not a curated record.
GAGAGAGACCCAGAGCUGCCAUUCAGCUGCUGGAAGUCUGGCAGGAAACUUUCUCAUUCCUCUCCUCAGCAGCAGCAGUUUGCCGUCUGAACCACACAUGUUCGGACCCAGCAGCCGGACCCACUCACUCUAAAGUCAUGGUUCUGCCGGUCCACGCUCCGUCGGCACGCUACUGAGGCUCGCGCACACCAGGGCGAACCUGACGUAACCUGGAGACGCUUUGGACCUUCGUGACAGUGAUUUGUUUGGAACGAUGGAGAUUUUGUUUUACCUACUCGCCUUCGUGUUGACCCGGGAGGGUUCGGGUCUUGGAUAUGUCGCCGAUUCCAGCGUCCAGGCAGGUCAGAGAGCGGCAAGCAGACACAGGAACUGGUGUGCUUACGUGGUGACGAGGACAGUGAGCUGCGUUAUGGAGGACGGGGUGGAGACGUACGUCAAACCAGACUAUCAGCGCUGUACGUGGGGCCAAUGUCCCCGGGUCCCUUACCGGACAUACAGGAGGCCGAGGUACAAGGUAGCGUACAAGAUGGUGACGGAAAUGGAGUGGAAAUGUUGCCACGGUUACUCAGGGGAGGACUGCCUCCAGGGUCCUCACGGGACCCUUGACACUCGGGUCAACGGAGGGCAGACACAGACGCCACAGCCCGGUGGUGGAAGGAAGGGCGAACAAGGCGAGAGCGAGAGAAUCCAGGAGCUGCAGGACACGAUCACCGGACUCAAGAAAGAACUCAGUGACAUGAAGACCACCAUUGACGGCAUAAACCAAAAGCUGCCCAGCUUGAACGGGGCCACCGUUCCUGCGGAUUCAGCUCAGCCGUUCAUGAAGGAAACCAUCAACACCAUCCAGACCAGGCUGGACCAUCUCUACAACAGAACACAGGUCCAUGAUGAGACGCUGCUGAACAUCAACAACCAUUUGGUGAAUGGAGGGGGGAAUGAACUGGAUGGAAAUGUUGAGCCAGGAGGAGGAGGAGGGGACCAGCUGAACACGCUGAAGGAGGAGAUCCUGACUGAGCUGGAGCGAAGAGUUUCUCUGUCCUGCUCUUCCUGUCAGGUUGGUGUGGAGGACUUGAGACGGCAGCAGGCGGAGGACAGGGAGAGGAUCAGAGCCUUGGAGAAGCUCAUAAACUCCAUGGACCAAAACAUCAGGCGUGACUUGGAAAUCUACCGCAGAGAAAACAAGCAAUCCCAGACCUGCUGCAACACCAUCACAGAGCUGGAGAAGAGGCUGUCGAGCAUAGACGUUCGACUUACGUCCACUUCGGAGAAGUGUGACAUCAUCAAAGAGCGACUGGAUAAGGAGCUGGCUGGGACGGGUGGAGCAAAGGGACGAGUCACUGAGGAUCGGUUUAACAGCAGGCUGAGAGAGAUGGAAAAGAGGUUCAACAGCACGAUGAGGAAGACGGAGCAGAAGUGCACCAACACCGGGAGCAGCUUGAAAGAAAGCCUGCAAAGAGAUUUCACCCAGCUGCGUAACAGCUUCUUUAUUCAGCUGGAUGACCACAGCUCUAAAAUCGGAAAACUAGACUUGGAAGUUGCGGAUCUCGGCGAUACAGUGAGGGACCACAGCAGGCGUUUGAGCCAUCUGGAGAACGUUACGGUCUUCCUUGACAGAAAGCUAGCCUCAACCACAGAGAUGUGCAGUGAGACCUGCGGGCACAACGGAAAAAACCCAGCGACAGACGAGACUGUGAAAACCUUGGAGUGGAGAGUUGUGACCAAUCAGGAACACAUCAAGAGGUUUAACAACACCCUGAACAACUUGUCUGUGACGGGAGACUCCCUGAUUGACAGAUUGAUUGACCUCACCAAUGACAUCAACAGGAUAAAAGCUGUAACCGGACAGAACGGUGAACACUUCACCCGCAUUGUCUCAGAGAUAGACACACUGGGCAGAGACCUUGACGACUGUUUCGUUUGCCGCAACGUGGAGCAGGACCUGCGCUUGCUCACCAACUCCACAAUGAUCGGCCUUAACAGAUGCCAGACAGAACUGACGGAUCUGCGGAGAAAAGUUGACUCGGGAGAGUCCACCUGUUCUCAGGUUUGCUCCAACCUUCAGGAAGAGGUGGGGCGACUUAGGAAGGAUGUGGAAGAAUGUACGGGACAGUGCAAGACCAACAUAAACGACUUGAAGAAACGGUUGGACGGUCAUACUUUCCACAGCGGGAAAUUAGGUGGGGAUCUGAGGUCAGUCCAAGGAGAGCUGAACAAUGUCAUGAUUACUUUUAACUCCAUUAAUAACACACUGAAGGACCUGGGGCGGACUGUGAAGACACAUAGUACCACGCUGACGGAUCUAUCCAGCACAAAUUCAAACACCAUUUCUGUGGUGGAGGACCUGAAGAAUGAGCUGACGGAGCACGUCGAAGAUGCCAACGUCCGCUUCGGCAACCUGGGCAGAGAGAUCCAGAUAAUCAGGAACAACUACGCGAUGGAAGUGGGGGAGUGUCGGCGGUCCGGCGACGGCCUGGACCGAAGGCUCUCCAAGCUGGAGGGGCUCUGCGGCCGCCUGGACUCCUUCACAGACAGCCUGGACAAAAUCAAACAGGGCCUGAACAAACACGUGUCUGGCCUGUGGGGCUGCGUGAACGGCCUCAACGUCACCGUGACGUCCCAAGGAGAGCUCAUUGACAACAUCCAGACCGUCCAGCUGGACCGUGUCCACUCCAGGAUACAUACGCUCAACUCCUCUGUGCUGGACUUGGGAAGGCAGUUCACCGUUUUCAGGGAUCAGGACUUUAGGGGUCCCCCGGGGCCUCAAGGAGAGAGAGGCGAAUCUGGACCACCGGGUCCUAUUGGACCCCAAGGAAGAGUGGGACCUCCAGGCAGAGAAGGCAGACAGGGACCAGUGGGACCCCCAGGACUCAGAGGAGAACAGGGGUCCGAUGCUCACGUGCCGCGCCUUUCUUUCUCUGCUGCGCUGACUCGUCGGAUGAGGAAGACGGGAACCAUAGAGUUCAACGAAGUGUUUGCCAACGAAAAUAAAGCCUACGAUCCUGAAACAGGUGUAUUUACGGCGCCCCUGAGUGGCAGAUACUUUUUCAGCGCCAUUUUGACAGGUCACAAAAACAUGAAGAUCGAGGCGGUGCUUUCUAAGUCGAACGUUGGCGUUGCCCGAGCGGAUUCAGCAGGAUAUCAGCCCGAAGGCCUAGAGAAGCCCAUGGCGGAGGCCAAACACAUCCCCGGAGCCCUGGCUGUGUUCAACAUCAUUCUGCCCUUAGAGGUCGGGGACACGGUCUGCAUCGACCUCGUAACGGGCAAGCUGGCCUUCUCCUCUGAACCCUUAACCGUCUUCAGUGGGAUGCUGCUGUACUAGACCGUCAGACAGGACGGCGUACGAUUUCAGAGUUCAUCUUGUUGUAUUGAAACCUCUGCUUUGGACUCUUAACUCAAAGAGCCAUCGACAGUGGGUGAAACUGAUACCAGUGGACUGGAUUCAUCCAGCGAAGAGAAAAAAUUGCUUGACAGCUUUAAGGAAAAGUUUUUAUUUUCUUGAUUGAGAUAUAUUUUUAUGUGGAAAAGAUGCCACUGCAGGGUGAUUUCCUAUGUUUCUAUAAACUUGGACGCUUUACUGAUUGCACCAGGACAUCCAUCAAGUUUCACUUGUGUUUAAAAAAAAAUAAGGAUAUUUAGUCAAAUGGAGAAAGAUUAAAGAUGUGGGUGUUUUUUUAUUUAUCUGCGCUGUCCACCCACGUCACAUCAAAUCCUCAGCAUUCAUUCCACACUCGUUUAGCCGUUGUAUCUUUUUCUUUUUUCUUUUUCUUUUAAUACGAUCAUUUAUUUUUGUGUUACUCACAGUUUCGUUUUGACCACAAGUGAGUUCCCAGAAACGCAACGCCGAGUGCCAAUUGUCUCGAGGAAAAAAUGCGGGAGGGACAAAGUCCAAACCACUAUUCUUUAGGAGGAAAUGCACAAAUGAAGUCACUGACAGUUCAGCAUAGAGAGACCACAGGAUUUUAUAAAUCAUGCGGCGCAUAAAACAAUAAGGCCAUUUUAGGACUUUGGCCGUGCCCCGAAACACAAAGGAAGGAGAGGAUUUGUCAAAAGGAACAGAAGGGAUUUUUCUUCUCACUCUGCGUCCUUAUACGGGACAUCUAAAAUUAGAAGACGAGGACUGAGGUCUUACAGUAACAAAAGUUUGUCGUCAGCAUAAAAACUCUGCUGAUUAUACAACAUAUAACUAGAAUGAUUUUUUUAAAUGCAAGAUUUGUGGUAAAAGGUUGGAUUUAUUCUCAACGUUUUAUUAAAUAUACACAUAUAGCUCCACUAA